AUGAGGCGAUCGUUUGGGCCGGGAAUGGGCAGCGGCGGAGGCGGAGGCAGAGGCGGUGGAGGGAUGAUCAAGACGGUUCACAGAACCGUCAGGGCUGGCCUCGGUGGUGGGGCGUCCCAAGAACCCUGUUCACAUUCCGCCACAACCACCACAAGAACCACCAAUAACCGUAACCAACCCAUAAACACCACCCUUUCUCUCUCAUCCAACGCUCACCUCUCCUCGCCUUGCUCUUACCUCAACCACCAUGUCCCGGCGCCGACCAACUGGGUUUUCUCGUCGUCACCGAUCACCGGUGAAGAGUUCGACUGGGAAUACAUCCAUGGCGGAGGGAGUGACGACGGCGAGAGUUUAAAUCGAGUGCUUUACGAUGAUUUUGUAUUUGGCAGUGUUCCAUCCAAAGACGAAGUUCAUCAUGCAGUCUCUUCUCUCCAGGAGGUUCUUGAUCCGAUUAUCAAGAAUAGAAGAACAUAUGGUACGUACGAUGAUGGAAUCGAAAAGAUUUCAGGUCCUACUGUUUUUCACAAAUCUGGAUCCGAGUUAGAUUGGAUUGAGCCAUCUUUGCAACUACAUGACACAACAAGUGCGUUGCAUGAUCCUAGAUCGACAAGAGUUUAUGAUGCUUUCCAUCUAUUGCAAACUGAUCCUUCAGUUCAGAGAAUGGUGAUUUCGUUGUCAUCUGACAAGGCUGUUUGGGACGCUGUUAUGAACAACGAGGUAGUACGUGAGCUUCGUGAGUCAGUUAAUGAAGGUAAGAGCGUUUCUGAGUGCUCUGAGGAUAGUGUUGAUGAGUCGAAUCCGGUUAUACAAGUUCUUCGAUGGAUCUUUGUCAAUACAAAGGAGAAAAUGAUUGAAAUAGUAGAGAAAAUAACACAGAUCGUAAAUGAAUUGGUUAGGCCCAUUGGAAAGGAUGAGAAGUGGAAGAAAGACGCCGAUGGCGAUAUAGGCCUCAAUUCAUUUGAAGAAAAACUUAGGAGCUCUUUCUUGCUUUCCAUUAUAGUACUUUUUAUUGUUGUUGUGAGUCGAGGACGCAAGUCUUGA
Molecule: messenger RNA, 1041 nt
Organism: Lactuca virosa
Lineage: Eukaryota; Viridiplantae; Streptophyta; Magnoliopsida; Asterales; Asteraceae
Source: the annotation of a GenBank genome assembly